Molecule: messenger RNA, 403 nt
Organism: Magallana angulata
Lineage: Eukaryota; Metazoa; Mollusca; Bivalvia; Ostreida; Ostreidae
Exons: 4
Coding region: 1-339 (112 amino acids)
Source: RefSeq, a predicted model, not a curated record
AUGUUCAGUUUUACUUUGCAAAGCUAUAUACCUUCACUGGCGAUCAUAUUUGUGCAUGCAAAAAUGAAUAAUAUCCACAACCAACCCCCGAAAGAAGAUAAUAAGGAAGGCCGAAAGAGAAAUUCAUUAAUGAAUUCACCGGAAGAAAUAAUUGAAUGGAUACUUCGACAGAUAGAAGAAAACAAAGAAAAAAAUGCCAGACAUAUGUCAGAGAUAGAGAACAGACAGAAAGGAAUACGUUUUAUAUACGAAUUCAUUAAUCAGAAGAUGUUGGAUUUAGAAGACAACAUCGAGGACAUUAUUAAUGAUCUCUACUACGCAGAACAGGAACGCUAUUAAUCAUCUUUAAUCCAGCUUAUUUCAGUUUUUACAUCAAGAUUUAAAAUGUUACGGGCCGACUGAC